Messenger RNA from Bufo bufo (common toad), 2244 nucleotides. It is a transcript of the gene POLN, whose product is annotated as DNA polymerase nu. Gene Ontology annotation, molecular function: DNA-directed DNA polymerase activity; DNA binding. The record is from RefSeq and is a predicted model, not a curated record. Gene Ontology annotation, biological process: double-strand break repair; DNA-templated DNA replication. The transcript is spliced from 22 exons. The coding region runs from base 1 to 2244 and encodes 747 amino acids. Lineage: Eukaryota; Metazoa; Chordata; Amphibia; Anura; Bufonidae.
AUGAAGUGGCGGGAGAAAGCAAGCCGGGGACUAGAACAUGGACAUAGCAGAGGACUGGAGCGGCAGGGAGCAGGGAGCUCAGAAGUUCACAGCAGCGACAAUACAUUUUCUACAGCAAAUUAUGAUGAGUCUGCUGAUACUGAAUUACCUCUGACGCUUCAAGUCACUUCAGCAUCUCUGUCAUCCAGGAUUUUGGGUAGGAGAGAUAUUGCUGAAGAUAACCCUCAACCUUUCAUGAAUAUAGAGCAAGAGGACGGAGAAAGUGGCAGACAGAAGAAGAGACUGAAUGCAACUUCAGAACGUCUGUCACGUGUGUCACAUGAAUUAAAAAGAUACUUAUCUGAAAAGCCAGCGAUCAGUUCUCCACAAUUUGAGGUUAAGAGAAAAUGCACUGAUAUGUGUGAUGGGAUAAAGUUGUGGGAAGUUUGGUCUAUGGAUCAGGAGCAGCGAAGCAGAUUACUGGAUGAGACCGGGCAGGCUCAGACCAUUGUACUGACCAUGCUGUUUCAGAAUGGAUCGUCACAGCUUUGUCUAUCUAAGGAUGGAAAUACACUAAUGAAUGGAAUUCUACUAUUAAUUAAAAAGAAGAGUGACUUCGUACCUACUAAUGCUGAACUAUUUCACACCGACGAUACUUACAUUCAUAUGACUAUAACAGAUAAUACCUUGGGGGAAAAAGGUCAGGCACAACAUCACUUUUUAAGAAGCGUGCUACUUCAUAUCUCGCAAAACGGAACUCCGGUUAUUUGCUUCAAUGCAAAGGAUUUUCUUCGGACAAUGUAUGGGAAGUUUAUGAACUGCAGAAAUGUGACACAAAGUUUUAUCUUGGAUCCAAGAAUAGCAGCGUGGCUUUUAAAUCCAGCUGACAGCGGUUCUUCCUUUGAAGAUUUAGUGAAGAAACACUGUGCAUGUUUGGACCUGGGUCCUACAGACAAUGCUCCAGAUACACUUCUCCAAAUCACUUGCAAGAAAUUGACUGUUUUGUACCAUCUAAUGGCGAGCCUGGAACGCAAACUACAGGCAGAAGGAUUGUGGGAUUUGUUUUACAACAUUGAACUUCCACUUACUACAAUUCUUGCUGUCAUGGAAAACAGCUCUAUUGAAAUAAAUCAGGAAGAGCUGAAAAGGACCUCAGCACUAUUAGGGAUUCAUCUUAAAAGACUGGAAAAAGAGGCACAUCAUGCCGCAGGACAAAAGUUCAAGUUGACUAGCAGUAAUGAACUUAGGGCGAUACUAUUCGAAAAGUUCCAGCUGCACUUGAAGUGUAAAAGUAAGCUUCCCCAGACAAACUUGGGCCAUCUCUUAUCUACAGCUGAGCCUACGUUAAAUCAACUGAAAGUCCUGCAUCCAUUGCCUGGAAUUGUUUUACAAUUUAGACAAAUACAGAAAAUAAAGUCAACAUUUGUUGAUGGGCUCUUAACGUACGUUACUAAGGGCUGUGUGUCUCCCACCUGGAAUCAGACGGGCACUGUGAGUGGCAGGCUUUCGGCAAAACAUCCUAACAUCCAAGGCGUUUCCAAGUUUUCAGUUCAGUUUGAGACGCAACAACCUAUAGAAGGGAAAAACAAGGAAACCAUAACCAUUAACCCAAGGUCCAUGUUCGUGUCAACGAAGGGCCAUUCAUUCCUUGCAGCAGACUUCUCCCAGAUAGAGCUGCGUUUACUCGCUCACUUCUCUGCUGAUCCAGAGCUUUUGAAAUUAUUUCAUGAAACAGAAAGAACUGAUGUAUUCGCCAACCUCGCUUCCCAGUGGAAAGAUGUAGAAUAUGAAAACAUAACCCAAACUGAUCGAGAACAGGCAAAACGAGUAGUGUACUCUGUCAUCUAUGGAAUAGGAAAGGAACGUCUUGCAGAAUGUCUGGGUACCACCCCAGCUGAAGCACAUACAUUUAUGGAAUGCUUUCUUCAGAAGUACAAAGUGUCUGACUUCACCCAGAAAGUUAUAGAGCAGUGUCACAGUAAAGGAUUUGUGAUUUCACUUAUGGGACGCAAAAGAUCUCUACCUCAUAUCCAUUCAAAGAACUAUGGCCUAAGGGCCCAGGCAGAAAGGCAAGCAGUCAAUUUUGUCAUCCAAGGAUCUGCUGCUGACUUGUGCAAACUGGCAAUGAUUCAAAUUUCUGCGUCAGUCACAUCGUCUUCUCACCUAACGGCGAGGCUUAUUGCUCAGAUUCAUGAUGAAUUGUUGUUUGAAGUUCAAGAUGCUCAGCUACAAGAAUUUGCAGGUCAGAUCAACAGUGUGCAAUGA